Molecule: messenger RNA, 2894 nt
Organism: Lates calcarifer (barramundi perch)
Lineage: Eukaryota; Metazoa; Chordata; Actinopteri; Centropomidae
Product: phospholipid phosphatase-related protein type 5-like
Exons: 3
Biological process (GO): phospholipid dephosphorylation; signal transduction; phospholipid metabolic process
Molecular function (GO): phosphatidate phosphatase activity
Source: RefSeq, a predicted model, not a curated record
AUGUACGUGACUUGCACGGUGCAGGCGAAAGGCACUCGUCUGGCCAAACCGGUGCUGUCUCUCGGGCUCAUGUGUCUGGCCUUCCUCACCGGUCUGAACCGUGUGGCUGAAUACCGCAACCACUGGUCGGACGUCAUCGCUGGCUUUAUCAUCGGCACAGCCAUUGCCACUUUCCUGGUGGUGUGCGUGGUCCACAACUUCAAAGGCAAGUUACUGCUGAGCGAGGAGUCACCAGCGGAGCAGCGGCCCAACACAGCCAUGCUGAACAUGGGCCGAGUGGAGAGUCCUCUGGAGAAGUACAUCGCCUCACAGAAUCACAUCGCCUUCGCUGAGGUCACAUGACGUGGAGUCAGCCGUGUGGCAGACCCAUUGGACGUCCACGCUCUUCACCGUCCAAUCCAAUUAACUGGAGCGCAGCGCUAAACCCAUUAUCUAUGUGUGUCUGGUCUGCGGUAUGUUGUUCUUUGUUGUCUUUACCAAGCCCAUGUCAUCAUUUGCAGCUUCUUGUAUCUAAGGGGGAAAAAAAAUUAAAAAAGAAGAGCCAGUAACUCAGCAGGACAGACUGCUUCUGCGUUCUCCAUCUAUGCACUUACUCAGAAUCCUUGACAGAAUCCAACUUGUUAUGAGGCGAACCCUUGAAUGGACUUGUUGCACCCUGUUGGACACUAGAACAAGUGAAGAGCAAAAUGCACCAUCUCAACUCUGCGUAGGUCAAAUAUUUUCUCACAGUUUGGUUAUUUUGUGUGUGAAACAGCAUUGUUCCAAUAAGAUGGCUGUUGGGAAAACUAUCUGGUCAGUAAUUUGAGUGAGCAAUUUCCUCCUUUCAACUUUAUUGCUGUUAUCACAUCACCUUUGCAACAUUCAGACAACUGCUGUGGGCCCAUAUUUAUCAAACUAAUUAGAAUAAAAUUGUGGACAUACAUGAAAAACAAAGCUAAUAAUUCUUAACUUACAAUUCUCCCUAAAUUUAAGAGAGCCUCAGAGGUCUCUUGAUUUGCUUUAGAGCAUCACCUUAGUGUCCUAGAGAUAGUACUGAAUCUGAAUUUGGACUGAAUCUCAGUGCAGACUGAGUUUAGCUUGUGGAGGCAAAAUUAAUCGGAACAGGCAUUUCAUGUAGAGAACUUUGGUGACACAAAAAAUGACGUCGCUAUACUGAGUUUGAAGGUACAACGAGACAGACACUUCAAAAUACAGGUGGUCGCCAUAUUAACUGUCUCACCAUCUUAUUUUAUAUAAACCUGAUCCAUAUGAACUGCUCCACAAAAGAAGCACGGUUUAUACUUUGACAAUACAGUUUAUGGCUCUUGAAUAUAGUACCUUUUUUCCUGGUUAGCGGCUAACUGAUAACCAGCAGCUGUGGGGUAUUGUGGCUAUCUAAUGUUAGCAUAUUCCCAGCUAGCAAGCAGUUAUCAGAUAGUUAACCACCAGGCUUAAUGCACCACUUGUUUCAAAGGGCCUGCAGGUGAAUUCCACUGUGACCCUACCUGUAUUCUCUGGGCACUAAGGCUGACAGUGAUUUUGGUUGCAAUCACUUUCCAUACAAGUUUUGUCUAAAUUUGUAUGUUUUUUUUCCCAAUUUCCCCCUUUUUGUGUGUUCUUUUAUGAACUCUAUCUAACAGCAGAAUUUCCUGCCUAGCUCCAGUUUGGUUUUCUUUUUGUUGGUGUGUUGUGAUAAUGAGGUUUUGGAGCAGCUUUGUCAGUCGGGUGAAAAUAACCCUGAUGAGUUUCUUUUAAAAAGUGAGGUUGUGAAAAAGGUUGUGGGAGUUUACCAGGCAGGUUAGAGUCUCUCACAGUGUGUCAUGCAAGUCUCAACUUUUUGGAUGUGCAAUACUUUAUCAAUCACUUACUCUCUAAAGAAUAAUUUAUGGAACUUUGAUAAAGAUGGGCUCAGAUCAAAGUAGCAAAUUAGGAAAACUGAUAACUUGGGGUUGUAUUCAAGUGUCAUUCUGUCCUAAUAUCUCUAUGAGGGUUUAAGGUGUGUGUCCAAGAGUGUUUAUGUGUGCAUGUACAGUAUACAGUAUAUGCAGUCAACUCCAACCAAUGAAACACUAUAUACUCUGUAUUCAAAGAAAACUGUCAAGGGUUUCUUAGCCACACCAGACAAUCACCAUCUCCCUCUCUCUUCCUUUUUAUCUUGCUGUUUUCUCUUUCUUAUCUAUCUUUUAUCUGUAUCUUUGUUUCUUGGAAAAUCUACAGUAGAGAUUUUUCCUCUUUUCUCAGAGACAGUAUUUAUUCAUGGCCCAUGUCAUGAAACAAGAGUCAUGGAGACAUGCUGGGCUGCCUUCAUAGUGGGGUAAGAGUCUAUGUAGUCGUAUCUCACAGCCCAUCAGGACACAAACACCUUUGAUCAUCUGCAAGUGUUUUUGUUGCACUAUUUUUUCUCUAGAAUUUCUAUCAUGUAGCUCAGUGUAACAUAAGACAUGAAAAUAUAAUUUUAUUGUAAUCUGGUUUGUAUCUAUACAUGAAUAACUGUCACUUAUAAUUGACAUAAUACUGUUUAUUUUAAUGAAUAACUGUUUUGUACAAUUGAAAAAUCAGCCAUAUUCCUAUUAUACCAGUUGUCUGUUGGAAGGCCUGAACCAAUUAGAAUCCACAGAGAUUUUUCACACAAAACACUUUCUUGGACAUGAAACACACAUCUAAUGGAACAUUCCACCACUUAAGAAACUUUUUUUUUUUUUUUUUGGGCUACAUUCCCCAGAGUCAGAUGAGAAGAUUUAUUUCCCCUCAGUUUUAUCUCUCUGCAUACAGUGCAGGUCCAAAAUGCAUCUAGCCUAGCUUUGCACAAAGACUAGAUGCAAGGGGAAACUGUUCAAUUAUGAUCUUUUUUUCUUUUUUUAAAUUUAUUUUUAUUUUUUCUAUCGUGUAAUCACAUAAAAAAAAACUUUGCAGUU